Messenger RNA from Uloborus diversus, 2609 nucleotides. RefSeq names its product mothers against decapentaplegic homolog 4-like (gene Med). The transcript is spliced from 14 exons. Lineage: Eukaryota; Metazoa; Arthropoda; Arachnida; Araneae; Uloboridae. Gene Ontology annotation, cellular component: heteromeric SMAD protein complex. Bases 210 to 2117 code for a protein of 635 amino acids. Gene Ontology annotation, molecular function: RNA polymerase II cis-regulatory region sequence-specific DNA binding; I-SMAD binding; DNA-binding transcription factor activity, RNA polymerase II-specific. The record is from RefSeq and is a predicted model, not a curated record. Gene Ontology annotation, biological process: anatomical structure morphogenesis; regulation of transcription by RNA polymerase II; BMP signaling pathway.
GCAUGUAAUACAAUGUUUUUAUGAGAGAUAUGUUUUAAACUUUUUAGUACAAAAAACUCGUCAGAAGUGACUUACAAUAAUCGGAGAUUCUCUUUAUAUUGAUUUGCUUUUAUGAUUACUUUUUAAAACAUCUGUAGCCUUUUGUGGAUACGCUUUUACUUCUAAAUAUAUGAAAGUGCUGUCAGUGUUUAUGAAGUAAUGCUGCUAUCAUGGCUGCAAAUGCUCCAACAUCAGCUGACGCAUGUUUGAGCAUUGUGCAUAGCUUGAUGUGCCACAGACAAGGUGGAGAACCCGAAGGUUUCUCAAAAAGAGCAAUAGAAAGUUUAGUUAAAAAACUAAAGGAAAAAAGGGACGAACUUGAUAGUCUUAUUACAGCCAUAACUACUAAUGGAGCACAUCCCAGUAGAUGUGUUACGAUACAAAGGACAUUAGAUGGCAGAUUACAGGUUGCUGGAAGGAAAGGUUUUCCCCAUGUCAUUUAUGCUAAAAUCUGGCGAUGGCCUGACUUGCAUAAAAAUGAACUCAAACAUGUAAAAUAUUGCAAAUUUGCCUUUGACUUAAAAUGUGACAGUGUUUGUGUUAACCCUUACCAUUAUGAACGUGUUGUUUCACCUGCAAUAGAUUUGUCUGGAUUGACAUUGCAAACUCCAGGUGAGAACCAAAUGGUGAAAAAUGAGUAUGGGGAAUUGGAAUGUGGGCCAAGCACAAUACAAACCAUUCAGCACACUCCACAGACUGUGCAGCAUCAUCCUGCCCAGCCACAGACAGAUGCCUUUGGGAGACCAUUAUUACCUUCAGCAGAUGUUUUAGUUGCAGCUCCCACAAUUUCCAGCAUUUCCCACCAGACUCAGUCGGUCACUUCACCGUUGACGGUGUGUACGCAGCAGCUGCAAUCUGUUGGCCCUCCGCCCUCCGUUUCUUCAACUUCUCUUUCUACUCCACCUUCUACCCCAUCUGUGGCUGCAUUGUCCACUCCAUCACCAGGGUUCUUCUCACCCUCGCAAGAAUCCCAAAAUUUAAGAUGCUUGCAGGAAGAUAGGCUCCUCUUUGUAAGGAAAGAGGCAGUGAAGGUAAACAAGUUGGAAAAUAACCUACUGAAAGUAUCGUCUGUUCAACAGUAUAUGCCACAAGUUAAUGGGAGUUCAUCGUUGGAUACCCUUUCGCCGCAUCUGACGCCAAAUUCAAUUAACGGACUUGGAUCUUCUCCUCCACAGUCGGCUGUUCCUUCGAGCUUUUCCUCAAAUAGCAGUUCUUCAAAUACUUGGACUGGUGCAAAUACAUUGUCUUAUACUCAGUCAAUGGUUCCACCUAGUGAUAAUUCAAUAUUAAUGAGAUCACAAAGCACUAGUUUCUGGCAACAACAGUUACACAGUGAUAUAAUACAAGGUGCUCUUUCAUCUCAACCUGCUCCAGAGUAUUGGUGCUCUAUCGCUUACUUUGAACUUGAUCAGCAAGUUGGUGAAACUUUCAAAGUUUCCUCUACUUUCAGCAGUGUAAUAGUUGACGGUUAUGUAGAUCCUUCUGGUGGAAACCGUUUUUGCUUGGGUGCUCUAUCCAAUGUACAUAGGACAGAACAGAGUGAGAGACCAAGGUUGCAUAUUGGCAAAGGAGUUCAACUGGAUCUUCGAGGCGAAGGAGAUGUUUGGUUGAGGUGUUUAAGUGAUCACAGUGUUUUUGUGCAAAGUUAUUAUCUAGACAGAGAAGCUGGCAGAGCUCCUGGGGAUGCAGUACAUAAGAUUUAUCCAAGUGCCUAUAUCAAGGUCUUUGAUCUUCGUCAGUGCCAUCGGCAAAUGCAGCAGCAAGCAGCAACUGCUCAAGCAGCAGCUGCUGCUCAGGCUGCUGCAGUGGCAGGCCAUAUACCUGGGCCUAACUCUGUUGGAGGAAUUGCACCUGCAAUUAGUAAGUGUUUGUCUGCUGCUGCUGGUAUUGGAGUUGAUGACCUGAGGCGGCUUUGUAUUUUACGGCUGAGCUUCGUGAAGGGAUGGGGGCCGGACUAUCCCCGACAGAGCAUAAAGGAGACCCCUUGCUGGAUAGAAGUACACUUGCACAGAGCCCUGCAGCUGUUAGAUGAAGUUUUACAUACGAUGCCCAUCCAUGAUCCACGCCCUCAUGAUUAAUUCUUAGACAGAAUACUGCCAAGUUAUGAAUAACAACGAGUUUGUGAUUUUGGUUUUAAAACAAUGUUUUCAAAAUAAUUGCUUGCUUUUGUUUUUAACAAGCUACAGACCGAAGGAGGAACGUUUUAAUAAGAACAAAUUGAUCGAAUGAAUGCUUCAAUUCAAAUAUUGGAAAGACCAACAAAUGUUUUCAUCAAUGCUCAUACAUCAUGUUGUACAUGUUUCAGUAUGUUCUAUGUAUGUCAAUUCUUUAUUCAUUUUUUUUUCUCCUCAGUAAACAUAUUGUUCAUGAGAAAUUUCCCCAAGAACCUCAAUCGUAAGAAUAAAUUGUUAAAAUUCCCUGUUUUUUAAAGGUUUUUUUUUUUUUUUUUUUUGAGUUGAAUUUCCAGUUUAACUCAAAGUUGACAACAAAAAGUUGAAAUUUCCAAAAUAGCUUGAAAAUUGUCCAAUUUAGUUAAUAUUUGUAUGCAUACAUCAUGUAAAUUUGCCUUC